Messenger RNA from Laetiporus sulphureus 93-53, 1397 nucleotides. Its product is annotated as Aldo/keto reductase. The record is from RefSeq and is a predicted model, not a curated record. Gene Ontology annotation, cellular component: cytoplasm. The coding region runs from base 220 to 1248 and encodes 342 amino acids. Lineage: Eukaryota; Fungi; Basidiomycota; Agaricomycetes; Polyporales; Laetiporaceae. The transcript has 11 exons.
GUCGGACUCAUUCCGCAUUGACUAAAUAAGUGUUACAAGCAUGACCUGAACGUCAUACAAAAGCGGAAGUGAUUACGCUGACGGCCGGCUUGGUCUCAAUAUUGUGUUCGGAACAACGGGUGGGUCCUCUGAUCCACAUAAAACCUCCACCGCCGUCCCCGUAGUGCAGGCCGCCCCUAGUUCGCGAGAACACCUUCAACCAGGAUUUAUUGCCACAAUAUGGUUCACAACACAGCAGUGCUUGGAGGAACUGCCUCCAACGUCAAGGUCGCCAAGGUCGCUCAUGGCUUGAUGAGGAUGACGUGGAGCAGCGAAAGGGUUGUUCCUGAUGAGCAAUGCUUCGAGGCCAUUAAGGCCAGCGUUGACGCCGCACCUCCCGGUGCCAAGAUGUUCAUGAGCAGUGCCGAAUUCUUUGGCCCCGGAGAGUCUACCGCAAACUUGGAAAUGCUCUCGAGGUUCUUCGAGAAAUACCCGGAUUACACGGAUAGGACUUUCCUUGUAGUCAGCGGCGGUUGCAAGGAGCGCAGCCUGGUACCCGACGCUUCCCCAGAGAACCUCCGCCGCAGCGUUGACAACAUCAACGCCGCGCUUCGCGGAAAAAAGCGCAUGGAUCUCUUCCAGUGUGGGCGUGUUGACAAGAAGGUGCCCAUCGAGGACACGAUUAGGACGCUCGUGGGACUCAUCAAGGAGGGCAAGUUUGAUCACAUCGGCAUGUCGGAGUGCAGUGCGCAGACGCUGCGAAAGGCGCAUGCGGUUUACCCGAUCUCUGUCGUGGAGAUUGAGAUUAGUCCUUGGUCGUACGAGGAAGAGACCAGAAAGGUCAUUGCCAUUGCAAAGGAACUUGGCGUCGCGGUUUCAGCAUAUUCUCCGCUAGGCAUGGGCUUCCUAACCGGUUCAAUCAAGACGGUUGACGACAUUCUCGCGAGUGAUAUGCGCCGUAGCAUGGUUAGAUUUCAGGAGGAAGCGAUCGAGCACAACAUGGCACUCGUGCGCGACCUCACAGCCAUCGCCGAACGGAGGAAGAUCACACCUGCUCAGCUCUGCAUCGCCUGGGUCAGCUCGCUCGGCCCGCACGUUGUGCCCAUGCCAGGCUCCUCGGCGAAGAAACGCACGCUGGAGAACCUCGCGAGUGAUGAUGUGGAGUUUUCGAAGGACGAGCUGGCGGAGAUCAAUGAGGUGAUUAACAAGCAUGAGGUCAAGGGCCAAAGGUACUAUGGCGAACCGGAGAGGGAGAACUUGUGGGGAUGAGCUGGAGAAGGAGGGUGCCAGUCAUAAUUUGAUGUUGAUGUACUACCAUUGAACUUAGAGAACACCGAUUGUCCUGAUAUUCCUCUACAGUAAUAAGAAACUGCAGCCUACUUAGAAAUUUGGAGCCUCAGAGCUGCUCACCUUUACUG